AUUGAUCCAUACGUUUCCUCUAUAAAUGCACAUGUUCACAGUUAUAUGUAGUUUUGUAACCUGCAUAAGCUUUUAAGUCUGUGUAUAAGUUUACUUUAUUCAUCGACCAAACAAAACAAUUUAAAUGAAAACACAAAAUCUCAAAUCUUGAACAAAAGGCGCAGCAAGAAGAAUAAUCUUAUAUAUUCUGCCCCUCUUUCACAAGACAUGAAUUAACAAAGCAAAUACAAAUAAAUACAAUUAUGAUAGCUGCAGGCCACAGCCCCUCACAUACCUCUAUUGGUUCUUAUGUUACAGUUCAUUUUCUAGAGUGUGUGUGUCUCAGCUGCUGUUCAACCCCCCCCCCCCACGGGCUCCUCACCCCUCUCUCCCCUGUUGGUCCAUUGUUCUGUGUUUGAUGGGUUAUUAUGACCACAGUCAAUCCAGCAGAGGUGAAAAACAGUCAUUCUGGUCAGGUCCUUCAAAAUAAAAUGUUGCCCACACUUCAUUGUUUGUCAGGUCUUUGUGGCUUUUAAGCAUCUCUUUGUGGUUGUCCCGAAUUUUUUUUGUGGUCAUCUAACUGAAUUAACAAAAAACUUUAAUCGUCACUAACCGCAGAUGCUCCUAUAUACCCUUGGAACCUGAGGCCUGUGCACAAUAGGCCCGUGCUGGGAUUUAUCCAUGUGCAGGGGCAAAAGACAUUAGGCCCUCAAUGGGAUUAGUCCUGAAUAUAGUUGUAUAGAUAAGUCUCUAUUUUUAUAGAGUUCCUGUAUUACAAUGACACCAAAUCCAUUAUCUAUACUGCUUAUCCUUUGAGGGGGAGCCGUCGGUGACAAUUUUACAUUUUGUAUUUAUUAGUAAGCUGGUCUAUUUCCGUGUUGAAUCUUUUAUUUCUGUGCCGUAGGAGGACUAGGAAAGUCUUAAAGACAUUAAAGAAUCUUGAAAUUUUUAUCCUAAAACAUUCUCAUAACAACUCCAAAAUUCACCUCAUUGUUUUUUUCAUUCUUUAAAAUUGGUAAAUUAUCUCACCAAAGCUAUUAUUAUAGCCAAUUAUGUGAUACAUCGUGUAAGUAUCACAUCAGACUAAACUAGGGCCAAAUUCCUUGUAUGUUGUACUCAUACAUGGCAAAUAAAGCUGUUUCAAAGGCAAUACACACAAUUGCUUUUAUUAUUGCAGGACUGUUGUAGUAGAGACAACUAACUGCACCUAAUAAAUGCUCAUUUUCAAAAAUAGUUAUUUGUGUAUUUCUACAUCUGGUCUGCUCCUUUGUUGAUACAUGUGAACCUUUAUUCUGAAAAGACUAGGUGUUCCGGCACAGUGUGAGGACACUGAGGAUCGGGAGUGUCCCGUUCACACGCUCCACCAGCGGAUCACAGGAGCAGCAAACUAACCGAACGCGGUGGAUGGAAACUUUAUGUCCGGAUGCGUCUUUUUGUUGCACCUAUCCGGGGAAACUGUUUUUAACAGACUGACGAUCCGGGACAUUGUUCCGGUUUUGACUUUUCAUCUGAACCGGCCACUCACUCACUCAUCCAUCACUAAGCCGCUGCACCCACAGUCUGAGAGGCUGGUUUAAAAUCACCCCCUCCUCUGGUGUGUGGCUGAGCCCCGUGGACAAGAUGGACCCCCGGCUCUCUGUCCGUAGGUACCCGCUGCUGGUGCUGCUCUGCGCGGCCGCUGCCCUGUCGGGGACCCGGAGCCCCGUGGCUGCAGCGGGGAGGAGCUGCGCCGACACCCGGCAGGUGUACGCGGAGAAGGGCUACGGCACAGACACCGCUCCGCUGACUCAAAUCUCCGGUGAGCACCUGCGGCUCUGUCCUCAGGACUACACCUGCUGCUCCAGUCAGAUGGAGGAGACGCUGGCCCUCCAGAGUGAGAGGGACUUCAUGAAAGCCGUGGAAGAAAACAGCCAGUUCCUGUUGACCACCUUCAGCCAGAGACACCGCAGAUUUGACGAGUUCUUCAGGGAGAUCAUCGACCUCUCGGAGAAGUCUGUGAACCAGAUGUUCACCAAGACCUACGGCCUGCUCUUCACCCAAAACGCACACGUCUUCCAGGAGCUGUUUGUGGAGCUGCGCAGAUAUUACUCUGGGGGCAGUGUCAGUCUGACCGAGGUUCUGUCAGACUUCUGGUCCAGACUCGUGGAGCGGGUCUUCUCUCUGGUCAACCCUCAGUAUCAGUUCAGCGAGGACUACCUCGAGUGUGUCAGCAAACACACAGAACAGCUGCAGCCGUUUGGAGACGUGCCCCGCAAACUGCGAGUACAAGUAUCCAGGGCUUUCAUUGCAGCCAGAGCUCUAUCUCAGGGCCUGGCUACAGGUCGGGAUAUCGUUAACAAAGCAACUAAGUUGACAGCAGACUCCGAGUGUGUGCGUGGCCUGAUGCGUCAGUGGUACUGCCCUCUGUGUCGAGGGCAGCCCUCCCUGCGGCCCUGCCACUCCCUGUGCCUUAACGUGAUGAAGGGCUGCUUAGCCAAUCAGGCCGACCUCGACACCGAGUGGAAUAAUUUCAUUGAUGCUCUUUACCAGGUUUCAGAGAAGUUGGAGGGGCCGUUCAACAUGGAGCUUGCAGCCGACUCCAUCUCUGUGAAGGUGUCAGAGGCUAUCAUGCACAUGCAGGAAAACAGCGUCACCAUCUCCACCAAAGUGUUCCAGGGCUGUGGAAACCCCCGACCGACUCCAGGACGGACUCAACGCUCACCGAAAGAGUCCGGGGGAAACAGGAGGCCGUUCCGCACCUACAGCCCGGAAGAGAAACCCACCACUGCUGCAGGCACCAACCUGGAUCGACUGGUUACCGAGCUGAAAGAGCGACUGCGGCCGAUGCAGGGCUUCUGGGUGUCCCUCCCACACACCACCUGCAACGAUGAGAGGCUGGCUGCCGACGUCACUAAUGAGGAGCGCUGCUGGAACGGGCAGACCCGGGGGAGGUACCUGCCGGACGUGACGGGGGACGGGCUGGUCAGCCAGAUCAACAACCCAGAGGUGGAGGUGGACAUUGCGCGGCCGGAUGUGAGGACCAGACAGCUGAUCAUGGAGCUGAGGGUGGCGACCAACAAACUGCGACAUGCUCAGAGCGGACAAGACAUGGACUUCAUGGACAGUGAGGAGGGCAGUGGUUCAGGGGGAGGGGAUUACGGUGAAAGGUACAAUGAUGACUGGCCGGGCUAUGGGCCUAACUCUCCCACUUAUAACAAACCCCCUCGUAACCCGGACUCCAACCCUGCAAAGCCUCCUCGGGUCCGAGAGAAAGGCGGCUCCAAGUGGAACAGGAACAACGGCCAUGGACGGGUUCGUUCGGGGACCAGCGGGCUCACGUCCUCGCUGCUAUCUUUGUGUUCUUUCCUGGUUACUGCUGGCCCCAUGUGGAGAUAACCGGUUAUUACAGAGUAGAGGUUUUCUGUCUAACUGAGUCUCAAGCACAUUGUUGAACAAAAUAAGUCAUUCCAUUUUUUUACACCAGCGAAAAACAAAAACAAAGAUAAAACAGGUUAAUUUAGCAAUAAUCAAAAAACCUGUUUACAGCACAAAAUAAAAAGGUAAAAGUUAAUAUUUUUCCUACUGCCCAAGCCACAAAAGAGGCAAUACCGCAUGAUAAAAACGAAUACUAAAUCAAUACGUACUGCCCUUUUUUUAGUGCCAUUUGUUGGAGAUGUUUGACCUGUUGGAGUCAUGAGCCGGGCUGCAGCAUAGAGGUGGAACUAAAGUACUGAAACAGCAAAAGGAAUGAGCAGCAUGUGUGGGUGACGGAGUCGGUGAUCUCAUGGUCUGGGAGAGAGAGAGAGAAAGAAAGAGAGAGGGAGAGAUUAGUGGAGCUGGUUGAUUACUGUGUAGUUUCAAUGAGCAGCUGAAAUGGUUCGAGUGCAUUUGUUUGCUGCCUUUUCUCACAAAAUUAAGUUGAUUCAUGUUUUUGAUUUGAUUUCUUAUUGUGGUUCAUUUUUUUCACUUUUCAUCUU
This is a messenger RNA of Platichthys flesus (European flounder), 3935 nucleotides long. It is a transcript of the gene gpc2, whose product is annotated as glypican 2. Bases 1600 to 3354 code for a protein of 584 amino acids. Gene Ontology annotation, cellular component: extracellular region; synapse; cell surface. The record is from RefSeq and is a predicted model, not a curated record. Lineage: Eukaryota; Metazoa; Chordata; Actinopteri; Pleuronectiformes; Pleuronectidae. Gene Ontology annotation, biological process: smoothened signaling pathway; regulation of signal transduction; regulation of protein localization to membrane. The transcript is spliced from 11 exons.